AUGGCGUGGUACGAGUCUGAAAUCAACGUUGAUUUGACCACAGCGUACUGUCUUGGACAGGUUUCUUUCGUGUUUCUCUCUGAAUCAGACAAUCGGAAUCGCCAUUCUCAGUCUGUCCGCCGUUCGCAUGUUCUGCACCAUCUCGAACCAGGAAAUCGAAUCCUACUCGGAAGACACUUUUUUCACGACGUGUUCCAAGGAUCCAAACUCGAUCGUUCUCUACCCAAUCAAGCAGUUUUCUGGAAUUCCAGAAUUCCCCAUGAUUUUGUUUUUCGUGCUCUAUUUGUCCAUCCAAGGGUCGCAGUAAGAGCGAAUGCACUAGUUCAAUGUAGGCAACCUUACACUUCGUCGAGUAAUGAAAUGGCGUAUAAGGACCGAACAUGUCUGCUGAUGGGCAUUUCAUCCUUGCUGAACCAGAUGAAUCCGAGCUAUUCGGAGCAGUUCUUUGAGUUUAUUCGGUCGUAUGUGGAGGCGGAAGCGGCGCGAGAUAUGGAGAAGAAGUAUUAUGAGCAUAUUACCCUGAUCCAGACGCUGAGAGAGGAGGGACUGCGCAUCAUGAAGAAGUUGAGACAUCGGAGUGCCAAUCUGAAUGAGUUGGAGCGUGCUUUGUUGUCAGUCGAUUAACCUGUUUGU
Molecule: messenger RNA, 633 nt
Organism: Blastocystis hominis
Lineage: Eukaryota; Bigyra; Opalinata; Blastocystidae
Exons: 2
Coding region: 1-624 (207 amino acids)
Source: RefSeq, a predicted model, not a curated record